Molecule: messenger RNA, 1227 nt
Organism: Tuber melanosporum (Perigord truffle)
Lineage: Eukaryota; Fungi; Ascomycota; Pezizomycetes; Pezizales; Tuberaceae
Exons: 10
Coding region: 40-1227 (395 amino acids)
Source: RefSeq, a predicted model, not a curated record
GUACUCUUUGCCUAAGCUCGACUUUUGAAAAGCGCAAUUAUGAUUGUUCCUGUCUUCUCCGUUGUUCUGCUCGCCUCUGCGGGGCUUGCAUCCGCUACUUCCCCAUAUAACGUCCACGCUCGAGGUCUGGACUUAGUUCCUCGACAGAAUAACAAUGGGGGAGGCAAUCGUGGAGGGAAUAACGGGGACCCUGCGAACGUUCAGGAAGCUUCACAGGCGACUGGUCAAGAGGGUGGAGCUGAAGCUGGUCAGGCCGAUUCUGCUACAGAUGACGCCAACUUUAUCAAUUUCUGUACCGGAAAGACAUUGACAAACGGUCUGCAAGUACAGGCUGGAUCAUGUAAUGGAAUUGUCAUGGGGGAUAUCCCAUCGACAGCAAACAUGGUAUCAAGUAUCAUCAUCAACCCGCAGCCAGGCCAGGACCUCCAACCAGACACAGCUUUCACGGUGCAGGUACAAGUAGACAACCUAGCUGCUGGUUCCUUCACCAAUCCAGCAAACACAUACUACGCUGCGCCACAAACUCUCAAUGGCGGUAUAAUCGUCGGGCACACGCACGUAACCGUCCAAGAUCUCGGUGGAAGCUUAACACCCACUGCUGCGCCCAACGCCGACGACUUUAUUUUCUUCAAAGGUAUCAAUGAUGCUGGCAACGGAAACGGAUUGUUGGAGGCCGAGGUUGCGGACGGUCUGCCAGCGGGUUUCUACCGCAUAUGCACUAUGGCCAGUGCGUCCAAUCACCAGCCGGUGAUCAUGCCGAUUGCCCAGCGUGGUGCCCAGGACGAUUGCACGAAAUUUACUGUCGGCCAAGGAAAUGCGGGUGGAAAUAAUAAUGCUGGGAACAAUGCUGGCAACAAUAACAACCAGGAGGGAAUGCCAGAUAUGAACCCGCAGUACGAAUUACCGCCCGAAGUAGCGGUCGAGAUAGCGGGGUAUAUUCGGUCGGGACUGUUUGCGCCGUUGGCGACGAAUAUUGGUAGGUUGACGAGUGAGUGUGAGGAGAACUUGUGUGGGGUGAAGGAUGGGUUACAGGAUACGCAAUCACAGAUAUCGAAUAUCAUAGAGCCGACGGCGGAGCGGUUGGUUCCCAUCGCGAUGGAAUUGAAGAAUGUGUAUCGGCAGAUUGAUCUACUCGAGGUCUUAAUAUCCCGCAUUUCAACAACCAUAAAAAUCACCAGCGCAAAACUCGAUAGCACAGAAAACCUCCCCCUCUCUGGCCAUCCCUAG